AUGAAAAGACGAAGUGCCGCUGACCCAUUUUACAGUGACUGGGACGGCCUCUUCUUCAGUAAAGGCGAAAUUCUAGACGACGGGGAUCUCGGUUCCAUUCUUGGAAAUGUUAUAGGUGGAAGUCCGGCUAAUGGUGUUUCUCCGAUUCUUGGGAGGGAGACGAUCACAUCCCCAAUGUCGCCUCCAGUGUCAAAAUUGCAAGCACAGAGGAAUCUCCAGAAAGAGGAAAAUGCGGCCGCGAGACGUAGUGCUUCUGCUGCAGCUCUUGGAGGAUCUCGGAGCAGAGGUGCAGGUGCUGGAGGUAGUGCAUCCUCAAACUCUAGCAGUUCUGGAGGCGGUAACAACUACACAAAAGGCGCUGGAAGCAAUAACACGAAGCAAGCACAACCAUCAAUUGAUCCCCUAGAGGCAUUCUGGCUCGAUGGUCUCGAGAGGCAGAAUCAGGCGCAGUUGACGCGCACAAGGGCAGGCGCUCUAAUGCGCAGACUUUCGUCAUCUGGCACGGUAGGUGCUGGGAACAGCCCGGCCUCGUCCCUCGGACGCGCGACGCAACAGGGAAACAACGUCAAGGACGCUGUAAGCGCAAUCUCAAAAUUGCUGGUGGCUCAGAAAAACGCUUCCCAACGUGGAGAGGCUCAAACAGAAGAUGCGGUCAGCAGAAUGAUCGAGGAUGCCUCGAAUCCGCAACCGACGAAAAUAGCGGAAAACGAGUCUCCGGUCUCAGCGGCGCGUCGUCAUCGCAUCAAACACCAAGGCGCUUUGAAGAAAAUGACCUCGCUGUUGGAACUAACAGGCCACAAGUUGCCGACUGGUGGAUCUGGGAAUGCCGCUGAUUCACCACCAAGUGGCGAGUUGAAGCUUACUGGAGCCCCGAUUGCUAAGAAACGAGUCGUGAAGAAGGCUCCUGCGGGAACUAAGAAGGGAGCCGUAAAAGGAGGAAAGAAAGGGGAAAGCGGCGGCGACGAUGAUGUUACGGCCCGUUUUACUAAUUAUAAUUCAUUACUAAGUCUAAUUCUUCUUUUACUGCAUCCGAAGGCUUCGUUUCUACGGUCAUUAUGAAGGAUGAUAAGAGGGACUACAGCAUGCAGCAUUCACUGCGUUUUUCUUGAAAAGUAUUUUCUUGGGGAGCAUUGAUAUAAUUUCCUUGUGAGCAAACGUAAAGGCCGUAAACUAUUCAGGGAAGAUCAUGCAGUUCGUUGAAAGAUGAUUGAAUUAGGGAGUAGAUGAGGUCUAAUGCUGAGGAGUCAAGUGGCGUUGUCUCAGCAGGUGUGGCAAAACGGCUUAGUGCUGCUUCUUCUGCGCCUCUGGAACAAGGCUCUCCUGGUGGAGGGACGAACGGAGGAGCAGCCCCAUCAGCAUUUUACACAGAUCCUGAGAGUCCCCUGUCAUUGUCGAGACGAGAUUCCUCAGCAAAAAGUUCAGCUGGAGAAGACAGCGGCCACGAGAAUAGUGAUGACGAUCUUCUUCAAGAUGAAGAUUUCCAAUUUUUCUUUGCUCCGGAACUGCAGGAACAAGAUGAAGACGAAGAGCUUGAGCUGCAGGGAGGGGUGAGCACUCCAGGAGGAGACGAUGCUGGCGCCGCAUCCCCUGCUACCUCUACGCCAGUCAGGGAGCGGCCUUCGCCUGAAAUGCAGACAGGGGGCGCAGCAUCACAGCCAGGCCUCGUCAGUCCGAACAACGGAGCAGGAGUGACGACGGCCACUGCCUUAAGGCUGCUUCAAGAAAUCCAUCUUAGCCAGCAUCUUGGUCCCCGUGUCCUUUCCAAAGGGAAGCAAAGCGGGCUGCAUCAAGAUGCUCUACAAGAUGCUCGACAAGUUUUCUAGCUCUAACUACAACGCUUGCUUCACGUUUAAGCAUAGCGGCAGCUAGUGCCUCUCCCACCAACAGCGGGAGCAACCUAGCAAAUGCAGCAGCUGCAUAUCUGAACAUGACAUCAAGGGCUUCGCAACAGUCUCUAACAUCUUUUGGCAACGUAGCAGGAGUAGGCCCUCGUGGCCGGGUGAGCGCUCUGCUCAACGGUCAAGGAACAGAGGAUGGCUUGCCUUCAACGACUGGCCCUUCCGCUCCCCUACUAGAACAGCGCGUUACAGGUAAGAAACGCGAACUCCUCUCCGCAUUGACCAAGGUAUUUGAGAAGUUGCAGUUUCUUCGCUGUUGGCCCGCGUGGCAUCGACGUGAGCUUGGCGCACAGUCGUUGCUUUUGUCCAGGAUUUUCCUUUCCACGUUGCAACACGGGCCAACAGCCUUACCGAACCCAGAAGACGCGCGUGAGGCCUUCGACAACUUGGAACAAGUCCGCAUACUUCAGCAAGACCUCCUAGCUUUUGGCAGUCGGGCACAACUUCCAGCGUUGGUCUUAUGAUUUUUACCACAUUCAUGGUAGAUUUCUGCAUUCCUCACUAGUUGUAUCAUCCUUGACUUAUAAUUUUCCACUUGGUGAAUCAUCCACUGCAAUGAGUAGAACGGGUCAUUCAACGAUGAUCUAAAGAAGAAUGCAGAAGUUUUGCAACAUCUUCAUCUAGUUCUAAUGGUUUCAAUCCUGAUCAAAAUCGCAGAGUCCGCCUUUCAGAUCUGUCGUGCCCUCCACGGCGCCUCCGCGAAACUGCUGCCUCCAGGACGCGUCUUCGUAACCCGCAAAGAGUCUUUGCGGAUUGCCAGGGUCCUAGAUGCCGAGGAGAUGGACAUGGCGCGCCGCUUGGUGCCUAUGGGCAAGGUGUAUCAGCUUCCAGAAGUGAGUGAACUCCGUGAAGAACUCGCCCAUUUGUUUAAGGCUCAGAAGAAUUCAUUUCUACAAGUCAUUUCUUGCAGUUAUUUCCUUCUUGGGAUUCUGAAGAAAUGCAGGCAAGAAAUGAAACGUUUUGAGCUCUAAUUUGUCAGAAGUUCAAGAUCGUUGCCGGCAGCGGCUUCACAUGGCCCUGUCGCACAUCCGGGACGUAGAUAUCCGCAGAACCAAGGAGCGGGAAACAUCGACUCCCGGCGCGUUUGAGGUUCUCACAGCCACGCAAAACUUACUAGCUGGGAUCAUGCCAGAGGAGCUGAUCUUGCUGAAUUUUGGAGGUCGCCCGAAAUACUCACUGUGGAAGAACGGGUUUCACCGCAUGCUGAGCGACUUAGACCACUUCCGCCAGGCCUUGCACAAGGCUUGGACAGACCUAGAACUGGUACUGGAGUGUGGGCCUGCGGCGUUGCAUCCUGAGCACUUUGAUCCCCUGACGCAUGAAGACGAGAAGAUCGCACAAGGUGGGGAACAUUCAAAGUCCAUGACUAUGUCUGAUGGAAACAAGUUUGCUCCUCCCACAGGAGGCGCGGCAGGCUCAUCAUCUUCGCAAUACGCACCUUCCCCCAUUCCUGCACGAACUCCGGAAGCUGCACGACAGCUACACUUCCGAAACACGAUCACUAAGAUCAUUCACACAAGUAUCCAAAGUGAGUAUUUUUCGUGGUUGUACGAGCAUCUGGAUAUCCCGGAUCAUCAGAGUUUGUGGAUCAAGCCACGCGGCAUCGGCAAAAUGCGCAGCAUUCAGCAGCAGAGAGAAGACAACUACAAUGUGGCACGUGGCAUUCUGGCGGGUCUGGGCGUGCAUACUGCAAGAGCGCAGUUCUUUUAAGGCUAUAGUUUCAAAGAUACUAGGAUGGACCUUUCGUGAUCAUCUUUCUUUGUUUGAUUGCAUCCACCCUUGUUGUUGAGAUGUGAUGAACAAUUUUUACGUUGUAUUCACUAUGAUCAUAGGUCUCGGCUUCUAAUCGUUUUCUCCCGCGUUGUUGGUGCGCGACGACCCUCUGCUGGCUUGGCUCUACAAAUACGUGCAAAACAUGGUCAUGUUGUGGGAAAGCAUUUUGCGGACCUUAGAAUUGCGCAAAGAGUUAGCAGAUGUGGUAGAGAGUGGCAUUGUUUAUGUGUGGGAAACCGAACGGAAAAGGGAAAUAGAGCGCGAAAACAAGACUCGCGACGAAAUCCUGCGGUUUCAACAAGAGGAGCGCAUGCUGCUGGGGUACGAUCUGAGUUGUCAGCAGAGUGGACAGCACCAGGGAAGCGGCACCAGUGAGGACCUCAUCAUCAAAGGAGCAGUAUUCAUCUCUUCGGGCGAUGGCACCAGCAGUUCGAACAAAGACUUCCAAGGAGCCGCGGCAACUUCUACGACUGGUCUCAAGAGAAAACUGUCGAUGACCACGAUGAAGGGGCUGCAGGCGAAGCGCGAGAACUUGUUAGCUUUGGAAGCUCAGUUGCUAGGUGAAUUCGACCAAACGGGGGAUGUGAUGGAUCCCGAGUUGCGUGUGAGGCAUGACGAGCUGCUAGUGUUAAGGCUCAGCUUUCAAUGGUCACCAUUGAGAUGGGUUGGUCACUGAGAUCGAAGAAGCGACUUCCCCUUGAGAGGAGAACAGGGGAAAAGGAAGGGAAAGGAGAGAGCUUUAAAGGGGGUCUCUUCCGUUCUUCAGCAUCAUGAUGGCCAUUGUUGAGUGCUGAGCUUUAAUAGUGGCAAUUCAGGGUGAACGCCGCGAAGUGGAGCAGGUUUUAUCUACCAGUGAAGCAGCAGGGGCUGCGGACACGGGUGGUCGAGUGUACGCAGUUAUUGCCUCUGACGACGCAGGGAGCAGUUCGGAUGUAGUUGUAAAAGCUCCCGGCGCGGCGGCGAAAAAAAAGAUCGUCACGAAAAAGAAGAUCAUGGGCAAGAAGCCGACGCCCCCUGCAGCCGCACCUGCGUCUGCGACCCCUGACGAAGAAGGAACCAGCGCUGAGCCUGAGCAGUCGGGUGAGGAUAAAGCAAAGCCGCGUACGAAAAAGGGAGGAGCCAAGGCAAAACAACAACCAACAGUUACCGAUCCUGGCACAUCAGGAGAGCAGGCAACCGGCGUAGCAUCAAAUGCAGCACAAGAGGAACUACACUCACGGAAUGGGUCCAUGUCACGGUCUGUUAGUCCGAAGAGUGGUAUUCUCAAAGGUUCUUCUUUCUCUAAGAAAGUCCAGAAAAGUAUCGAAGCGGUGUUGCAGCAUCAGAAGCAGAAUGCCACAUUUUUAGCGGCCAUGCGACCAGGGUUUGCCUUCACCGGUGUAACACUGCCAACACCUGUAGUGUUUCCAGGGUCUAACGUUAAGGCUUCCCCAAAUUCAUCUUGUGAAGCAUCUGCCUUUGAAGGGGCUUCAAGGGGAAAAGAAGAGGGCAAAGAUGCGCAUCAAGAUGAAUAAAGGGAAGGUCUAAUAACAGUGGAAGUGGAGGCACGGGCAACAAGAACAUGAUGAAUAGGCCGUCUAAAAUCAUGAACAAGGACGGAUCUUAUGAUCUUUCCAACUAUGCUGGAGGCCCUUUUAUCGGUAACAACAUGAACAGUGCUCCUAGGCAACCUCCGCUGUCGCGCAUUGAGUUUGAUCUGAUUGCCACAACCUCUAAGGGACAGAGGGUCGGAUUAUUAGACGAAAGAGUGUUGCCAAUGAGAAAAGAGGGGUUGAUGAUCUUUGCGCUCGCAGGAUCGAACAUACCCGGACACUUGCCGGAAUCGGAGCUAAAUUACCACUCCAGUCACGACGUUCAAGCAGAAUUACGCAAACUGUUGAUGAAGAGUCACGCCAAUUUGCUAGCUUCUCUAGAGGGUGGAGGAAGUGGUGAAACGAGUACCCUUCGUCAAGGUGGAGGGGGAGAGCUAGCUUGCGUAGGAGACCAAGCAGCUGGUGGGAGUACCAGCAGUGCAGCUGCUACUAGUAGGAGUUCUAACUCUACUACUACAACUACUAGUAGGAGUUCUCAGCAGAAGCAGGAUGAGUUGCAGCUAGCGCACCAUCGUCACAGGCACCGAUAUUUUGUUGUCCAUAAACAUCACGCCGUUCGCGUGGUCCUGGAGGGUUCCAGGUUGCGCCUCUACAUCCUCACGUCCGGCGCCAACAUGCGGCAGCCAGACACCAUCUCCAACUACUACCUAGACGUUUCGGAACUCAAGGAAAACGCGCAGGUGGCGUUCUUCCAUCAGCACGCAGGGCGUUCGCAGCAGUGGUUUUUCGACGACACUGAUGGGACGCUGAGACCCUUUUUUAGGGCGUAUGGGAAUAAUGCGCAAGGCCGUUUGACGCCAGCCCAACAGUUCGAGGUAGACCUAAAAAAUCAGUCUAGGGCCACAAAGCGGGCAGAAAGGAAUCGCGCGAGUUACAACCUGCGAGCAGCGAUGGGCCUUGAAGAUGUCGUAAGUGGACUUGAUGUUGGAGGAGGAGACCAAGCACAAGGCGCGUAUCAGAAUUUUCCAUAUAAUAUUCCGGAUAAUUCUUCUGGUGGUGACGCGUUAAUAGCGUCUCGAGGUGCUCCAUUCAACGACGCGAGCAAACGUGUCUCGUUCGCACAAGGACCUGGCAGAGGUGGCGGCUACAAUUUCUACGGAGAAGAACCGAGUGAAGACGACGAGGAACAGGGAAAAUCCACUUCAAAUGGCGGUAACUAUGAUGAUUUGGGUGAACAACAGGUGGAUCAUGGAGGCGCCAACACUAGUACAGUCGAUUACGCUGAUGACGGUGCUGCUAGACAGCAGGAAAUAGCUUCUGAUAAUUACAACAACUAUAACAUCGUUGUGGACGAUGUCGAUCCCGCCUCCUCGAGUAAAGACCCAGACUUAGUUGUAGAUCCAGACUCCCUUAUUUUCGGCGGGGGUUCUUCUUCCGCAGCAAAUAAGGCAAGACCUCCACAACCUUUGGGCUUUCAAUCCAGUGGACUGGUCGGCAAGGCAACUAGCACUAGUUAUGCCACCAGAAGUCCUUUGGCUAGCUCGAUUGGGUCAUCUUCGUCAGAUGAAGAACAAGGAGAAACGCAAACAACUUCUGUUAGCACUUCUGUCGUGAAAACCGUGGUGACAGCGUCGUCUACGUCUGCAAACAAUCCUUUCUCAAACACUGCUGUGAACAAUGAUUCUUCAACGCCCAGCCCUUUUACCCUGAACCCUUCUUCAGCGGCCAACACCGAUCAUAGCAGCAUGAGAAAAUCUUUAAUGACAUCAGAGCAGACCACCUUUGCCGACUCACAAAAUCAAGGGUCGGCAACACUCUUACUCGAUCCAACGCGGAAAGUGUCGUCUAGAGGACGGGAGGUUCUUGCGUUUCCUGCAAACGCGCCAGCUUAUCAGGCGGCCAAAGUGUUUAAUCCGACUGCUGGUCAAAAAGACUAUCUAUUUCGCAUCGAUCAACCGAGGACCACAGCCAAAACAGAACAAAGGCGGAUAAAGACCAGGUUGUCCUUGCAGGGUCUGGAUUUGCAGCCAGCGGGGAAGUCGACGCAUUUCGGAAAGAGUAAUUUUGCUCCGACGCCAAGAACUAGUAGUGGAGUAGCUUCGAAUAGUAGAACACCACGAGGAACUAGUACAACUACGGGAACUGCUUCUACAACUACAACAUCAGGAGGGACAGCACCAACUACUAGAUCAAGUACAACAUCAAAUCCAAAUCUUCGUGUGUCUUCUUCUUCAACAAGAUCCAGCACAACAAACAAUUUUGUUUCUCACCCUGCCACGAGUAGAAACAACGUCGCUGGAGGACCUUUGCCCAGUAUUGUCCGACCCUUCAGAAUGGAGCACGUGGCCAGGUCUCUACGUCAGGCCUUCGACUACAAGGAUGGUGGAUACUACAACUGUGAGCACCAAUCCCAUAACGGACCAGUACUGGUGCUGGGGAUGCGACAGGGCAAGAUUCUAUUGGUGCAAAAGGGAAGUCCUGACCAACUGACGUUCGACGCAAGCAUCAUGGACGUGACUGUAAAUGGCGCAAGCAUUUUUCCUACCAAGUUUGCUUCGUCCACAACUAAUGCAGGAGAAAAGGGAGGUGCUUCUGCGGGGCCAUCUGGUGCGUCAAAUAAUAGUAGGAAGACUGCUCCUGCUGUUGGGACAACAAGGACUACACUUGGUCUCGGUACUGCAGGAAAGAAAGGGCGAACAACGACUGCUGCAACAGAAGGAGAGACACCGAGCACUACUGUAGAUACAGCACCCAAGAAGGUACAGGAGCAAGGCCCAGUCGUGAUACCAACCUUGGAGGAGCUACAAUGCCGCGUACUCAGAGAAAUGGCUGGAGAAGUGAUCAGAGGUUCUCCGGAAAAAAGUGGCGUGGUAGCGAAUCAAUUAAGGACCACUCAGUGCUUAUGAGGACUUUCUUCAUUAUCACUAGUACGUGCGAGUACUAAACAAUUUGUAGUAACGAAACGAAAGCCACGUCUUUUCCUUUAGUAGAAAGCCUUGAGCGACCUUGAGCGAUUGGACUAUCAUGAAUUAUGAAUCUGAAUACUUCUUGGAUUAUAAGCCAAGAAGUUGAUAUUGUAUUAAGAGCUAACGUGGAUGAAUACGAAAAACGUGAAUGAAUACGCAGCGGAUUCUAGUCGUGAAUGAAUACGAGUCAUAAAGUAACGCGUGAAUCUGAAUACUUCUUGGAUAAUUAUGCCAAAACUUUCCUUAUACAACUAGUAGGUACAUGAACUAACAUCAAAAAAAAUGUACACAGAGCAUCAUGGAACGAGAGCCGCGAGGCAAGAAUAAAUGAUUGGGAUACAACACGGAAAAUAAAACACAUGAUUUAAUGGCUUAAUUGCAUAUACUUAAUUCUCAAGGAUAAAUCAAUGAAUGCUUAAAAGGAAAAAUUGAGUCUGACCGUUGGGCGCGGCAGUUGUCAACAUGAAAUUGCACGACUGGUUUGAAAUAACACUACAUCAGAGGACACGUUUUGAAGACUGAUCAUACUUUUUUCUAACUACAU
Amoebophrya sp. A25 is the source of this 8713-nucleotide messenger RNA. The record is from the annotation of a GenBank genome assembly. NCBI's taxonomy places the organism in Eukaryota, Dinophyceae, Syndiniales, Amoebophryaceae.